UGCUACCUCACAUUAUUAACUAUCAUGAUUAAAUUUAUGUUAUAAAUUUUCUAAUACCUAAGUACUUUUAUUUAAACAGAAAUUUUUAACUUUCAGGCUGUCAGAAGUACUCAUGGUUUAGAAGUUCCCCUAUCCUGCAAUGGAAACAUGUUAGUUUCUGAUCAGUAUUUAUCAUAUAUUGUGGAGAAAGGAAAUGAUAAGUUAUUAGAAAAUGAAAAAAAAAUUGAAAGAUUUUUUUCUGGUUUGAAAACUGCUGUAAAUAAUAUCGAAGUGACAGAGGAAGCAAGUUCCAAGCAAUUUAACAAAAUAAAAAUUAUUCCUCAUUCAGAAAAACGUUUGCCCGAAGCAUUCGAGGAAGAAUACAAACUGGACGGUUUGUCCGAACUUUUAACACAGCACAAAAUAUGACAUGUAAAUAAUAAAUAAAAAUAAAUUAACUGUAAUAAGAGUAGAAAUACGCCAGCGUUUUUCUUUCCUUAUUUUAAUAGAAUUAAUGCAAAGAAUUUCGAGAAUAAAUCAUAUUUCAGAGAUCUUUGAGAUUCAAAUAUAUAUCAUAUAUGCUGGACCUUAAGUUGACUUUUUAAGUCUAAAAUUAACUCUCUAAACUAAGGAUGACUUAUAUGACAAAUAUAAAGUAUGAACCAUUACUAUAGAGUUAUAAACAAAUGGUAUAAUGCACUUAAACAAUGUCUAUGCAUCAUUUAUCAUAAUUAAAGCU
Centruroides sculpturatus (bark scorpion) is the source of this 718-nucleotide messenger RNA. RefSeq names its product tRNA wybutosine-synthesizing protein 3 homolog. The transcript has 3 exons. Bases 148 to 408 code for a protein of 86 amino acids. NCBI's taxonomy places the organism in Eukaryota, Metazoa, Arthropoda, Arachnida, Scorpiones, Buthidae. The record is from RefSeq and is a predicted model, not a curated record.